Messenger RNA from Penicillium expansum, 1743 nucleotides. RefSeq lists its product as uncharacterized. Lineage: Eukaryota; Fungi; Ascomycota; Eurotiomycetes; Eurotiales; Aspergillaceae. Bases 1 to 1743 code for a protein of 580 amino acids. The transcript has 6 exons. The record is from RefSeq and is a predicted model, not a curated record.
AUGCUAACGAAAAACAGUUUUGUCCUCCAGAUAUUGGUGCAGGAUUCGGCCUUUCUGAUGGGUUCCCCAGGUGUAUAUCCACCUGGUCCACCACCUCCUGGAUUUCCGUCUUCAAUUCCCGCCAUCACAGUCGAUUCGAUAGGAAAACCUACAUAUUCUAGCGCAAACUUGGAUCCAAAACCAACUGAUGAGUCAAGUUCAUCUUCAUCAACGUCAUACUCUUCGGCCACGUCCUCGUCAUCCUGCACAAUCACAGAAACGGCAUCUUCCUGUACUGUAAUAACAAGCUACGGAGUAGAUAUUACCGAUCGCACUACCGCGACAUUUACCACCACUUCAUGCACCCCUAUCAGUGGCUGUACUAUUACUGGAGCUACUGAGACUAGUGUCACUACUUCGACGACGACAGCCAGCUGCUACAAGUUUCCGGAUGAUACCACCUUUGAAACAAAGCGCGAUGUCGACGAAGAUAAGACCGUCUUCUUUGGUUCCUCGCUAUGGCCAAGAGGUCGAGAUGACGGCUACUAUGAAUUCGGAACUUGCAAUCUUGGCAUUGUGAAUGACCCGCUGCAUUAUCCGUCGCACCCAGGCCCCAGCAAGAUCGUGGACUUCAUGAAAAAACAGAAUACCCCAUUAAAAGGGUUAUACAUCGUCCCAGAACAGGAUUGUGGAGUAGCACCCAAAGUGGCAUUACUUUCUGACUUUGAUACUUUAACGUCACAAACGUGUUAUGACCAGGACAAGAAGAAAUACGCUGCUAUGGGCGCAAGCAAAUCCCCGUUUGUCCAAACGGAGUAUGUUUAUGAACUGCAAACUAUGCCGGCUUUCUUGACUUAUCUUAUUGACAAAAAUUUGAUUUCGUGCGAAGAUAUGAAAAAGACGUUCUUUCCAAGCGACGGUAAGAAUCUAGGAAAAGAAUUGUUUAAUCAGCUUCCUAGCUUUACCAACCCAGACUUUGUUGUUCUCGACAAUAGUGUGAAUGAUUGGAAAGGAAAGAUAUUUAAUGGAAAAUUGAAAGGCGGCAAGGGCACCGCAGCGAGGCUCAAGGAAAUCUAUAAUGUCGCCAUGGCAUUUGAUUAUAUGCGUAUUGAGGACGUGUAUACAAAGUUCCAGACCACAAACGCCCGUAUCUAUGAAUUCCUCCGCGAUACAUUCGAUUAUUGUGGUAGUCAAUACGCUCCGCAGGGUGGCUGGGCACCGGCGUAUUCGAGGUUCAUGUCAGCCUAUCUCUCCUCGCAGGGCGCUCAUGCCGCUACGGAAAUGUCUAAUAGGUGGACAUUGGCCAGCAAAGAUAAAAGGAACGGCCAAGCCGAAACGGAUGCUCUAUCUCUACUUACGCAGAGAUAUCCACCUGAAAGCUGGAACUUUGAUAUCGAUACCCUUUUAUCAUGGCCCGCAGCUGGUAUAGGGAAACGUACAGAAUGUCCCUUGGAUAUGUCUACGUCCUCAUCAGAUGGAUCAGCGGCGUCUUCCACGCAAACUUCUGAGCAGGUUAUCGGAAGAUCUUCUACAACCAGUACUCCUACAUCGGGCUCCCCGACUUCAGAACCUGCCACGCCAGGGUCCCCUAUCAAUUCUCAGUUCUCGCCCACCCAAACCCAAGCGCCAAUAAACCCAUUCGGAACUGGUAACGAACUAUGCCCCCCUGCCGUCCAGUGUGGAAAUUACGACUCUGCCACCUGCGAAGUGGAGAAGCACCAAGUGUUUCAUAUGGCCAUGGACAUGGACGAUGUUGGGAAGUAG